Salvia hispanica is the source of this 830-nucleotide messenger RNA. It is a transcript of the gene TAF11, whose product is annotated as TBP-associated factor 11. Gene Ontology annotation, cellular component: transcription factor TFIID complex; nucleus. Gene Ontology annotation, molecular function: protein heterodimerization activity; RNA polymerase II general transcription initiation factor activity. The record is from RefSeq and is a predicted model, not a curated record. Lineage: Eukaryota; Viridiplantae; Streptophyta; Magnoliopsida; Lamiales; Lamiaceae. Gene Ontology annotation, biological process: RNA polymerase II preinitiation complex assembly; transcription initiation at RNA polymerase II promoter.
GCAAUUCCUCCCCAAAUCGGCAUAACCUGAAAUUUCCACCUUCCGGCGUGAAGGAGAAGCGGCGACGGUAAUUAUUAGUAUGAAGAAGUCCAAGGAUCCGUUUGAGAUUGCUUUCGAGGAGCAGGAGGAAUCGCCACCGGAGUCGCCGGUGGGUAUUGAUGAGAAUGAAUCACAAGCUGCAGCGGGGCCCGGUGGUGGGGAUCAAGACAUGAAUGCGAAUGAUCUUGCCGCUGGUCCGUCAACUGCAGCUGCUGGGUCAGUUCCCAUGGAGACAGCUGCCCAAGUUGGCAAGAAUAAAGAAGAGGACGAGGACGAAGAAGAAGAGAACAUGGAUGUUGAGCUUGGCAAGCUUCGACCUAGUGGUGAUCCUACGAAAACAGCUAAGAUGCAGGAAAUUUUGUCUCAGUUUACAGAGGAGCAAAUGAGUAGGUAUGAAUCGUUUCGAAGAUCUGGAUUUCAGAAAUCUAACAUGAAAAGGUUAUUAACAAACAUGACUGGAAGUGCUAAGAUCUCCAUACCUAUGACUAUUGUGGUAUCUGGAAUAGCAAAAAUGUUUGUUGGUGAGCUUGUCGAAACAGCCAGAGUAGUGAUGUCGGAGAGAAGGGAUACAGGGCCGAUCAGGCCGUGCCACAUGAGAGAAGCAUAUCGUAGACUAAAGCUUGAUGGCAAAAUCCCCAAGAGAUCGGUACCUAGGCUUUUCCGAUGAAAGAAGCACCAAUGUCUAUGCAUCAUCUCCUUGUCUACUUUAAAGAAUAUGCAUAUGAUUUUAUUUAGGGUCUAUUUGUUUGUCAGGAUUAAAUCUCAUUCAUUGAUUUUCAUAUUUUGAUGUA